This is a messenger RNA of Gryllus bimaculatus (two-spotted cricket), 6508 nucleotides long. Lineage: Eukaryota; Metazoa; Arthropoda; Insecta; Orthoptera; Gryllidae. The record is from the annotation of a GenBank genome assembly.
AUGACAGGUGCCCCGCGAAAAGGCAAAAAGGCAUGCUCGGAGCCUGAUGAGGGAAAUAUAAGGAAUUUGGCUAUGGAGAAAGUGGCAGGCACAGUUAUGUUUCCCUGCAAAUAUAGCACUACAGGAUGUAAUGUGUCUGUGCUUCAUACAGAAAAAGGUGAACAUGAAGACACUUGUGAAUUUCGACCUUACUCAUGCCCUUGCCCAGGUGCUUCUUGCAAGUGGCAAGGGUCUUUGGAAUCUGUAAUGCCUCAUUUAAUGAUGUCUCACAAAUCCAUCACAACUCUUCAAGAGGAACAGGAGAGUGAUAGUGAAGGAGAAGACAUAGUGUUUUUGGCAACUGACAUUAAUUUACCUGGUGCUGUUGAUUGGGUGAUGAUGCAAUCGUGUUUUGGACAUAACUUCAUGCUGGUUCUUGAGAAACAAGAAAAAUUUGAUGGGCAUCAGCAAUUCUUUGCCAUUGUGCAACUAAUUGGCUCUCGAAAACAGGCUGAAAAUUUUGCCUAUAGGUUAGAAUUAAAUGGGCAGCGCAGAAGACUGACUUGGGAAGCUACACCUCGCUCCAUCCAUGAAGGGGUUUCUUCAGCUAUAUUGACUUCAGAUUGUCUGGUCUUUGACACUAGUAUUGCCCAGUUGUUUGCUGAUAAUGGCAAUUUGGGUAUUAACGUGACCAUUUCAAUGGUGUGAAUGUGUAUAGAGAUAAUAUGGGCAUGUGUGAAAAUAAGAAAAUGUGAAACUUGUGUUGUGAAAUUUUUUUUCUUGGUUUGUUACCUACUAAGAUACUUCACAGGGUAGAGAAAAGUUUAAUUGUAGGAAGUAUCUGUACACUAUAAUCAUAUUUUGUGUAGUGUAUCAGAAUCUCAUCAAAUUUGAGCAGAGAUACCAUUUUCCUUGUAAUAUUGUUUUUUCUUUUCUGUUCUUCUUUUUUCCUUCUUCUUCCUUUCUUCUCUCUCUCUCUCUUUUAUUAUUAUUUUUUUUUAUUAUUACUUGUCUCAGCAAAUUGAUUAGGUGCACACAAAUGCACCUUUCAACUCAUCCAGUCCAUUUCUAUGCAGGCUUUCUCUGUGUAGAAUUCAUAUUCUUUGGUAUUUCAAAGAGGAGGGGAUGCAAAGCUUAAAGUAGAGGUCAGUGUGUACCCUGUAAAUGACUUCAAAGACUGGAUGCGUCAAAAUGGGCAUUUUGCACUGAAUAUUUCAGAAAUUGUGUACGUUUUCUAUAAUAAAUUUGUAAUGUGCUUAUCUUCAGUCGUUGUUCAGUUCUUGUUGGUACAGUUUAUUAUUUAAUUUUUAUGUCAUUCCUUUUGUAAUGAAUUAUUGGCAGGACUAUUAUUCUUCUUCGUCUGUAAACAUAUGAGAGAAGUAUAAUAUACACUAUGUUCUUUAACAAUUAGAAGAUUUGUAUUGAAAUUUAAGUGAAAUCUCAAUGCAUUUUCCUACCUUUUCUCUUCAUUUUACUUGUAGAUUACUCCUACAAAUUUUCCCAUUUUCCAUCUUUAUGUUGGUUUCUAUCUUAGUUUUAUUCUGUUAAUACAGAGUUUAUUUCCAAAUUUUUUUCAUUGAUUUGAUGGAGAAAAUAUUUCAACCAUGGUGCAAAAUCUAUUGGGAAAUACCUCUGCGUUGCCAUGAUUUUGUAGAUGAAGAUUGGACAGGUGAUUACAGUCUAAUUAUGGAGUGCUGACUUCAAAUGUGCUAACAAUUUUUUCUAUAUCACAUCAAGUUUUGAAACACUGCCUAAGAUGGCUCAGUGGCCACAUUCUUUGCUGCUGCAGUGUCUCUGAUUGGGUGGUCCUAAGGUUCAAGUCCCAAUGGUGGUGGAUUUUCCACACUUAGGUGAAUGCUAGAGCGGUAUCCUAACAAUCAGACCACGAUCUACAUAUGAUCUUCCUUUCCUGUACUCUCUUCCACUUCCUCUCACAACACUGCCAUACAAGUCAGGAGAUCAUCCGGAGCUUAGUGCUUCUGCAGGGGAAGAUAGAUAUCUUGAGGAAGAAAGGCCACAAGCUGAUAUGUAGGAUAACACCAGAUAUUAUGUGCCAACAAAAAAGAACACAGCCGCCUCACACUUGUAACAUGCACUACACUCAUGAUAGUAAUGAUGAAGAGAUUGACUUCGGAACUCUAAAUAUUCACUUGCUCAGCUUUUGAUACAGUGGGAACUGAUAUAUCCAAUUGUAUAGGAAAUUAUCAUUUUUAACUGCCCUUUUAUAGGCAUGAAAUACUGUAGGGCAUACAAUGACAUCAUUUUCAGUUCAAGGAUUUACAAGGAUGUAAGUGUUUAGUUAAUUGCAAAAUAUGAAUAUAACUUCGAAAAACCUUUUUAUCCCCUGUUCCACCAACUGAUGAAAACUCUUAUUUAAAAUGUAGAACUUGAGGCUACACUUAUUUGAGAAUGUGAAGGGAUAUUGUAUAAGUUUCUAGGAAAUGUUAAAGCAAACAAUACGAAGGGAUCAUAUACAUUUUUUUGAAACAUUUUCAUCGAUUUAAUGUAAUAAGAGUUUAAAACUAAAUUUUCUUCACUCAUAAUAUUGGAUGUUUCAAUGAAGACAGUUUCACCAUCACAUUAAGCAAAUGGAAAUUAAGUAACAGGGUAAAUGGGGCGUGACCAUUCCAAUGCAACUAACAUUUUUUAUGAAGAGGAGAAAAUAUUUUUUUAAGUUGUAUUUUUUUUUUAAAUUUACCUUGCACUUACAAAACCUUUGAAUUAUGAUGUUUAUGUAUUUAAUGUGGUCAACAAAUAUUUUCUGUAAUAUUCAAUAUUUCAGUUCACAUUGUAUAACAACCUGAUGUGAUACAAAAGCGUGGUUUGUAGAUUUGAAUUCAGCACACAAAAGACACUUAUUCAUCUCCGAUUUGCAAAAGAAAUUCCGGCUUGUGAGGUGACAAACAAUGACACACACAACUGGGCACACAUUCAGAAUGCUGCAAGAUAAUGUAUGUUCUGAAAAUACUCCUGACUUUUGUUCUUGAAUUUAUUUUCUUACUGAGAAUUGUGGAGUUUGCCAUUGCUAUUUCAUAGUAUUCAAUGCUUGAAAUUUGAUGGGUUUCAUCUUUUCUCUUCAUAUAGUGGGUAGAUCCAUACCUACUUCUCUACUAUACCUUUCAUGAUCUGAAGGAACCCUGUGUCUCGUGGAGAAUUAAUGUUGCCUGUGGGUACUCUUUAAUCAUCGAAAUUAGAGCUACUUUCACAAUGUGUCUUCUAAAAGCAAAUUGUAUCCUUUGAAACCAUGUACGAUCACUGUCAUUGUUGUCUGUGUCCUCCUUUGUCUUUUCUUCUUCUUCUUCUUCUUCUUCUUCUCUGCUGUCAUCUUUUCUUCUUCUAAUGAUGAUGAUGAUAGUUACUGAUAUUUAUUUUUGUUAGGAAUAAAUACCUAAUGUAAGUAAAUGUUUCACAUGUAGUCUCUUUUAAAAUACAAAAUUAAUUUCAUAAUAAUGCUCACUUUUCGAAUUCAAACCCUGCUUCCUGCAAUAAGGUACAACCAUAUGAAUAUUUGUAUUUAAUAAUUCUAGAUUAGCGUUGACUUUUUUAAUGUUAUGCUUAAUUGUUGCAGGAGCAUUCUUAAAUAAAAUCAAAUGAAAUUUGCAGUAUACUGCCCUGAAGCAUGUGUAUUUGCAUUGUUAUAUUUCACUUCCUUACAGGUUUUACAUUUCAAUUUAGUUUGUAUGCUCAGGAUUGCGAUUUGUUGUUUCUGAUUAAUAUUUGUCUAAAUAAUGGAAGUUUUUGAAUACUAGUUAUUUAUCAGACUUCACUGACAGUGAAAUAUUGGCUACGUUCUGAAUUUUUCCUUUAAGUAUUGAAACACACAAAAUUUCGUUUGUCACUUAAUUUUAUCAAUUUUCUUGUCAUUGAUUUUGAUCCCUCUAUUAUAUACGCUCAUUACGAUUGAUCACAGAGAGAAUACUUUUCUUUGAUUACCACUGCUCUCCAGUAACUGUACUCACAUCCCUUUCAUCAAAAAUCUACUGAUCAGAUCAUGAAAUUCCCAGAAUUUGACCAUUUAAAUAUUAUUUUAAAUCUGCCCUUUCUCGUUUAUGAUAAACAAGCAAACGAACAAUAAACAAAAUGUGUCCUCGUCUCAAUUUACAUUUUUCUCUGUGUGUGCACCUCCUUCCAUACUGCACUGCUCAACAAAAACUUAAGUGCUGAUGAAAAAACUGCAAACCUUUUUCUUAUAACUGUUGCUGGAAGUUUUUACUUAGACUUCUGGAGUGCUAAGUGACAGUGCUGUGUACUGCUUACAUAAAAAUCACACCCAAAGUUGAUACCAAUUUAUUUUUUUAACAUGCUAAUAGAACAUCUGCUCUGCCCUUACGUAUGUUAAUUGAAAUAUAACAAUGUUUUCAAAAAUUUUAAAUAUUUUUGAAGGGUUUGAAUGGGAAAAUUUGUUCAAAAAUGUAUUUCGAAAAAAUCUUUUAUGUUAAUGUUUUAUUUUUUGUAAAUAUAUAGUUGAAUGUCUUUAUUUUCCAUAUUUACCUUUGUGUUUUUUGUAUGUAUCUCUACAAGACACAAUUUUUCCACUUGGACAUGUGGGAUUUUGCGUGUACUUUUAAAUCCAAUCCUUACUGUCUUUCAUUUCAUGUCACACACACUUUUUUAAUAUUGUCCAUCCUGUUCGUUGCUUUACACACUGCCCUUGCCAGCUAAGGCUUACUAGACCCACACGUGCAGCCGUCAUGGCACUUACUAUAGUUCUUCUACUCCAUCACACAAAGAUUUUUGAUGGGCCUAUAUAUAUAUAUAUAGGCCCAUCCAUGACCACACACAAGUAACUCUUUGUUGUGGCUCUUAGGUCAAUAUGUUGUGCAACUUGUCACCAGCUGUAGUAUUAAGAGUGGGGAGAAAACAUUUUUCAACUUAUUUUAUCAGCUAAUAGAUUUGGCAAUUUUUUGCUGUAUUCUUCUAUAAAAACACAUUGUCAAUGAAAGUGCAUUGUGCCUUCCCAUUGUGAAGAUCAGAAUACUUUGUUAUUGAGGCAGUGUGGUUCUAAAAUUCUUGAUGUUUUCUAAGUAAUGUCUCACAACUGACUUUCUUCUCUUGGGAUUUAUAUUGCCAAUAGUUAUGAUUUUAGGUAGUAGUUGUUCUUUGAACUCCAUUCAAAUUUUGUAUUCAGAGUUAUUAAUGGCUGCUUGAAAGUGUUGCAUUCACUGUGAAUUUUGGUUCAUUUUGUUUUUAAAUCUAAAUUAGCAUAUGUAACAAAAAUUUCAUCAAUACUAUUAUAUGCUUCUUCCAAUCUCUCUGAUAGAGAGAUAUCUUAGUAAUAGUUAUGGCAACGCUGCACUACAUCCAAGACAUUUCAUACUGUAUGAACAAACAUGAAUUUGCGUUUUAUGUUUCUGCAUGCACUCAGAGUGUUAUGCUUCAACAACGAAAUGCCACUGUCAUGUAUAGAGUAUUUGCUGUCCUGAGCUGUGCCUGCAAUUUUUGACAUGCAUGUUUGCUAAAAAGCUAAAAGUAUUUAGAGAGCAAGGUUUGGAAGUGUUUGAGAUAACUGGCCUCAAAAAGAAGUGAUAAUUUAUACUCUUUGAAGUUGAUUUUGGAUAAUUGUUUAAAGCAAAAUUUUGUGUACACUCCUGAAAUAUGUGAUUGGUCACCAAGUUGUUUAAGACUGAGUAAUGGGGGUAACGCUACUUUAGAAGGAAAACUUCCAUUGAAUCAGAUGUAUUAAUUUAGUUGUUUUCUAUUUUAAUAGGUUUGAUAACCUAUUUUUGAAGUCAGUAGAUCAUUCCUUUUGACUUAUGUUUCCAAUUCAGUGCUGUCUGAAAACUGUGUUCCUAAUUCUCAGAAUGAGACAAUUGGGCUUGAAGUUCAUUUCUGCCAAGACUAAAAUAGAUCUUCAUAAAUCUUCAUUUCCAAAGUUUUUCAGAACAUACAUGAUCUCUGCAAGGUUGCAAUUACAUAACACACAUACUAUUCAGAUUAAUGUUGUUUGGAGUUUUAAACCUCAAAACUUACCAUUUUACGCAUCUAAAAUGUGCUUCUAAAAGGUGAAAAUAGGCAUUAUAAUGUCUUAAAUAGUAUAAAUUGAUAUGAAAAAACUUUCCAGAAUAAAUUUGAUUUAAACUGUUUUAUUGGUGCUUUUGUUAACACAAACAUUUAUAUGAGUCUUUUGUCAUACAAAACCUGGAAGCAGUGAAAAGUGUAGGACAUGUACGAUCCUCAAGUAUAUUGAUGCAUUUCUGUGCUUAUUAUGUGAUGCUCUACAUUCACUACAUUCACUUUAUUCUGACAAUUACUAAAUAUUGCUUAAUGAAAUUAUUGCUUGCUUAGAGACAGACGUCUUGAAGACAAAAAAAUGUUUUGGUUGUGAUUUGAAAAUAAUAGAAUUAGUGUUGGUUAAGAGUGCUUUUAAUUUUCAGUGUCCUUGAACUAGGAUUUUAGCCCACUGACAUUCACAGACAAAGAGGUCAGAAAAAUGUAAAUUGGUUGGUUUCAAAAGAAGUUUGUAUAUAGCCAAAAUAAGUGAAAAAAUGUAGUUGGAGCAUUUUUAAGCACUACAAAUGUAGUUCCUGUA